AAGCUAGGAAAGAAGAGCAAAGAAAACUGAAGCAUGAAUAAUUAAAAAAAAAAAAUUAAAUUAAGAGCAAAAAAUAGCAGAAAGGGCAAGCAUCUGAUUAUAUUAAGCAAAGAAAAUAAAGUUUUGUUUUUAAUUCCAAAACCACGCAUGAUUAUGGCGUGAAAUUGACGUCAUAGGCGUGGACUGGAUUUCUGAGGAGGACUACAAGACAUCUACAUUACUGCAUUGCCUUAGCCUAUAAGGAUGUCAGGUGAUGAAUGAAAGACUCGAACCCGAGGACUCGAAUCUUUUCUGUUUCCUGCGUUGCCAUACGGGGCUUUCACGUGAUGAACAAACUGAUUCGAACCGAAGGCGCGGGAGAUGAAUCAUUCUGUUGGGUAUACAGAAGACAGCAAGGCAUAGCUUAGUUUAGGAUGUUACGUGACAAAAGAACGAACAAAUUCGACCCAAAAAUCCGGAGGUGAGGUGAUGAAGUAAUAGACUGCAUAGCCUCAAGACACAGAUUUUUCAGGUCUGUUUAUCUGCAUCAUUUUGGACUGAGAACAUGAAAAGGUUGCUGUUACUGUUAAUAAUACUUUACGGCAUCCUGUUCAGCAACACCUGGGCAUGGGAAGUUAAAAUGCCUCCAAGCAUUCAUGGCCUACACAAAUCCUGCCUUGUUAUACCAUGUACAUUCUCCUAUUCAUACUAUCCACCUUAUAACCCAUAUCGGAUAGUGUGGUAUCAGUAUGUUAGUCGUGGAUAUCCUCUAGUUUUUGAUGCUUGGUACCCUGCUUCAGUGAUUGAUAAGUACAGAGGAAAAACCAGCUUAUAUAGAAAAGAAUACAGGGACUGCAGUCUAUUGAUUGACCACCUUUCUCCUCACCAUAAUGGAGACAGAAUAUAUACUUGGAUAGACCCUGAAAAUAUUGGAUCGGGAACUUUUGCAUUCUAUGAUGUUUCUACUUUAAUUCACAUUGAUUCAUAUCCACAAAAGCCCAUUGUUGACAUUUAUGGAGGAAAUAGAAUUGGGGACAGCAUAACAGUUCGGUGCAAAGCAUAUCACACUUGUCCUCACGACCCCCCCUCUCUAAGCCUGAGUGGGAUAGAAAAAAAAUCAGACGACUUGAAAUACAAUGACUAUCAUAAUGGCAAUUGGGAAGUCACACUAACACGUGUUGGGGUCAUUCGGGCUGAAAGACAGGACAUUGAGUGUUCUGUUAGACACAGGGGUGGCCAAUAUGCGUCCACUACAAAAACACAUUCUGCCGAGUGUUCCAUUUAUCCUCUCGAGAUUACUCCUAAGUCAAACACAGAGUUUCUGGAGGGUGUGGUACAAGACAUUACUUGUUCAGUUCCAUACAAGUGCUCCCGUGAUAAACCUAACAUUGUUUGGAAUAAUGGACUGUUAAAUGGAAUCCAAAGUUAUAGAGAAAAUCAGUACGCAACAUCCGAAGCUAAAUCCACUUUAAAGUUCACAGCAAAGGGCGAUGAUAAUGGCAAGACCAUUACCUGCCAAAGUAUAUUUAAAGGAACUUCUCAAAGCAAGACAAUUACUUUAAAAGUUAAGAAGUCAAUGGGCUCACUUGACUGGAGUUUCACAAUGCCCAGUGCAAUCACUGGCAUCCGAGGUUCCUGUGUGGUCAUUCCCUGCAAUUAUGAAUUCAAAAACUCCCAGCGUAGUGCCACCAUCGUGAGGUGGUAUAAAGUCUCCUCUUCAGGAUACUCUCUAGUGUAUGACACAUCAUCAAGCAAUAUCGAUGCAGAGUUCAAAGGAAAGACCAGUUUGUUUGGCUCCUCAAAUGAAAAGCACUGCAGCUUAAAGAUCCAGCCACUUGGGCUGCAACAUCAGGAAAGACUGUUUCCCUGGAUGGACCAAACACUUACUGAAAACUACCACCGACAAAAUUUUAAGGAUGUAACUAUUGCCCUUGAUGUGACAGAUUUUGUUGAGAAACCAAAAGCAGAACUUCUUGGCAUAGCUAAAGUUGGCGAGCCAGUAACCCUGUCCUGCAGUGUGAUACACACCUGUCCUACAGAACCACCAACGCUGAGCCUAAGUAUUUCACGUGGGUCUUCAAAUGUUAUGAAUACACCUCUAUAUCAUGGAAAAUGGAAGACAACCAAAGAGUUUAAAUGGACGGUUGAAGAAAAUGAUAAUUCUGUUACUUGUACUGUGACUUAUGUGGGUGGACAGACAUCAAAGACUGAAAUCAGUCUUAAUCCUCUAUGUCCCAUUGAUCAGGUCCAGAUUAAGGCUGAUACAGAGUUUCUUGAGGGUGUGAAACAAAACAUUGUUUGCUCUGUUACAUACAUGUGUGCCAAAGACCGACCUCAAAUUAUUUGGAAAGGUGAAGAGUUACCUGGCAGCACGUUUCAAGUGACAAAGGAAGGAAUAAAACAGAUUGCUAAAUCCACAUUAAAGUUCACACCAAAAGCUAGUGAUAAUGGCAAGACCAUCACCUGCCAAGCAGAUUUUAAAGGAAAUGUUCAAACAGAGGAAAUCAAUUUAAGUGUUCAAAGGUCAAUGGGCUCACUUGACUGGAGUUUCACAAUGCCCAGCACAAUUAAUGGCAUCCGAGGUUCUUGUGUGGUCAUUCCAUGCAAUUAUGAAUUCAAAAAUGUCCAGCAUAGCAAGACCAACGUAAAAUGGUAUAAACUCUCCAAUACAGGCUACUCUCUGGUGUAUGACCAACCAACACACAAUAUCCUUCAACAGUUCAAAGGAAAGACAAGUUUAUUUGGCUCCUCAAAUGACAAAAACUGCAGCUUGAAGAUUCAGCCACUUGAUAUGCAGCAUAGUCAGGAAAGGCUGUUUCCUUGGAUGGACCCAAAACCUAUUGAAUCAUACCACAGCAAAAAUUUUGAUCAUGUAACUAUUGCCCUUGAGGUGACAGAUAUUGCAGAGAUACCACAGGCAGAUAUUCUAGGCACAGAAAAAGUUGGUGAGCCAAUAACCUUGUCCUGCAGUGUGAUACACACCUGUCCUCCAACACCCCCAAAACUGAGCUUGAGUAUUUCACGUGGCACUCCAAGCUUAAUACACACACCACUUCAUGAUGGGAAAUGGAAGGAAACCAUAAAAAUGACAUGGACCCUUGAGGAAAAUGAUAAGUCUGUGACUUGCACAGUGAGUUACGCAGGUGGACAGUCAACAAAGACUGAAAUCAGUCUUAAUCCUUUGUGUGAAUUUCAAAAACCUGUAAUAAGUCCAGCUCAAGAAGAGGUUAUGGAAGGAAUCGAGAAGAGCUUUACUUGUACUGUGAACCACACAUGUCAAAAAGAAAAACCAAACAUAAUCUGGAAUUACCAAAACAUGCCAGUUUCUGUUGAAACUCGUAAGGUUUCCUCCCACAGUUGGCAAACGGUUUCAACUUUAAAACUGAAAGCAUCAAGGGAUGACCAUGGAAAAACAUUAACAUGUACAGCUCAAACUACAAAGGGAGAUAUUUCAGAUCAUGUGACUUUAAAAGUAAAAAGGGGGAUGUUUUCUUUGGACUGGACAUAUUCAAUGCCAAGUAAGAUCACAGGCCUUCGGGGCUCCUGCCUGGUCAUUCCCUGCAGCUUUGAAUUCAAAACAGAAAAACAUAGCAAUGUUGAGGUGAAAUGGUACCUAUACUCCUCAACAACAUACCCUUUAGUGUAUGGCCCAGAUAAUGAGAAUGUCUUGGGCAAAUUCUUUGACAAGACAAGGCUAUAUGGAUUGCCUAGUGAGAAAAGCUGCAGUUUAGAAAUCACUCAGCUUGAAAAGUACCACAAUGGGGAUAGACUGUAUCCCUGGAUGGAUCCAAAAUCAGUUGAGACUUUUCACAAGGAAAAUUACUAUGACAAAUCUAUUGAACUCCAAGUCACAGACCAAGCUGAUAAACCAAAACUGAAUAUUAUUGGCAUACCAAGAGUGGGAGAGCAAGUCACAGUGUCCUGUAGUGUCCUGUAUACUUGUCCACCCAAUCCUCCAAGUCUUUCUGUGGGGAAAGCACUUGAGACUGACAUUACUGAACACACACCAGUACAGGAUGGCUUUUGGAAGAUCACCAGAGAUCACACGUUUAUAAUUAAGGAAGAGGAGCCAACCGUUACAUGUAAAGCCACAUUCCAUGGAGGACAAACAUCCGAAGCACAAGUUGAUCUCAAAGCUCAGUGUACCUAUAAGGAUAUAACCAUUGACCCUGAGGUGGCUGAUCUUGUAGAGGGUGUUGGAAAGAAUUUCACCUGCACAGUUUUCCAUUCUUGCAAGGGUCAGCCUCCAGCUUUUACUUGGAACUACAAAGAUGUACCAGAGACUGUGGGGACUAAAAAAGGCCCUUCAUUAACCUGGGCCACCUACUCUAAUAUAUUAUAUAUAGCUUCACUGGAGGAUGAUGGCAAGAAACUGACUUGUACUGCAACAUUUCCCGGUGGAGAGAUCACAAAUUCCAUUGUUUUACAGGUUCAAAGAUAUGUGCCCAAAGUGGUGGAUCCCUUUGAGAAUGACACUCUCCACGUUUUCGAGGCAAAUGUGGUACCCAAGAUCACUGCUUUGAUCCGCUCCUGUGUGGUAAUACCCUGCACUUUCCAGACUGGGAACAUGCAUGUUAUGCGCCUUCGAGGUCUGUGGUACACUAGUAAGGGUGAAUAUGUUUACCACACUGGACGGUCCAAUAUUAUGGACAACUUUAUGGGCCGCACAAAGCUUCUGGGGAAUCCAGAUGAACAGAACUGCACUUUAGAGAUUGAUAAUGUCCAAGCGCAUGAUAAUGGGCCAUUCUGUUUUCAUGCAGAAAAAGGCAAUGAUAAGUACAGGUUCAACCACAGCUGUGUCUUCAUCAUCAUGAAAGCAUCUCCUGACAAGCCUGUGAUAUCAGCACUUCCUGAUGUGAUGGAGCCAGGCAAGCGAUUCACAAUAAACUGUACUGUCACACAUACAUGUUCCUCACAUCCGCCAACAAUCUCAUGGAAUGUUCAGGCUGCCAGACAAGUGAUGAGCCAUGUGGAGAGAAGUGUGGGAAAAUGGGAAACAACCUCUACAAUUACUUUCAUCCCAACUGGCUAUGAAGAAGAAGAGAAUCUCAUUUGUCGAGCCUCUUUCUGGAAAGGAAAAAAAGAAGAAAGCUCAACCUUAUUAAGCGUGAAACGAUAUGAAGGACUGGGUAUGGACACCGUGGGACUUUAUAUAAUUCUGCCUUUGUUUUCAUUUUUGCUUCUGUCUAUUAUUGGAAUUAUCAUUUAUAGGAGAAGAGUCCAAAAGAAAACUAGUGAUGAACCUACACCUGAGAGAAGAAGAUCAGUUUGGAGUCACAUAUCCAGGAGAUAUGAUGGCGCUGCAAAUUGGUUAAACUCUCUUGCAGAAACCAGCUCACCUCCAAGGCCUCCAAAACCAGAAAAAAGGCGUAGCGUCUGGAGCAGGUUUUCCAGGAGAGGUCCAGUGGCCAGUACAGAUCUGACAGUGCAGUACCAUAGUGGCAGAACAAGUAAUGUCAGUGCAUCAGCGACAUCUGCAGGAUAUUCUAAACCGCGCUGUUCAUCACCAAAGAGUGAGCCUAAACCCUACAAAUCAGGAGUUGGCCACUUAGCAGAUUAUGAUGAUGAUUACACCAACACCGCAGACUUCAAAAUGUAUCGAAAAAUGUAAUGUAAAAGUCUACGUAAAAGUACUGUUACUGUUUUUAUUUUCUAUAAAGCUUGGCUGAUUUGAUUCUUAUGCAGUUUUUCAUUAUGUUUUUAGAAUAGUCUAAUAAAAACAAAAAAAAUAAGAAGUGGUUAUUAUAGCAGGUGUUUUGCCAGAUAAAAUUGCAGUGCAUCGAAAAGUGUAAUGACAGAACACAGAGUCUAUGUACUGUUACUGUUUUUUUGCUGUAUUUCUCUAAGGCUUGGCUAAUUUGAAUCUUAUGUGUUUUUAUAAUUAUGUUGUUUGUGCACAAUACUACAGAAGUGCUUAUUGUAGUAGUUGUUUUGUAAUGGCAGAUAAAAUAGUGAAAUAUUAAAAAACAAUUGUGCUACCUGAAAAUGUAAAAUGUUUUUGUUCUUCAUUUUUUUGUUCUUCAACAUUAAGAAUGUUCUUCAGUUUAUUUUCAGAUAUAUGUAUGUGUGUCUGCAAUAUAUUAUAUACAUAUACACCCAUUUAUAGCAUAUUGCCUCUGCCUUCUUUUUGUAUCAUGUGGAAUGAGAUAUGUACUGAAUAAAGACUGGAAAAUUA
Messenger RNA from Hemibagrus wyckioides, 6154 nucleotides. RefSeq lists its product as uncharacterized. The coding region runs from base 545 to 5590 and encodes 1681 amino acids. Lineage: Eukaryota; Metazoa; Chordata; Actinopteri; Siluriformes; Bagridae. The transcript is spliced from 29 exons. The record is from RefSeq and is a predicted model, not a curated record.